GGGUCGUGCGUGUGUUUUUUGUGGUAGUGUAAGAGUAAGUGUUAGUGUCAGUGUUAGUAUUAGUGUCAAUGUGACCGGUGGUGGUGGUGAGCUGGUAUGAGGCGCUACGAACAAGAAGUUGUCGUUGUAGAAGCGACGAUAGCAGAAGUUGAAUUCUCACAGCGACAAAAAGUGCCACAGCCAGUGAGGCAGUCACAGUCAGUGUCACCCACGACUUUGUAGGAAGUGGACAUACAUGACAUAUGUGCAGGAGUGAAGUAGAAAAAGUACGACGGGUACAAUUUGGAUAAGAACUAGAAUUUGUGUGUUGGUUUGCGAAAGAAAGGCAACAAAUCGGAGGAAUAAAUUGUGUUACAUGUCCAACUAAUAAAAGUACUGACAGUGGAGCAAAAAAAUAUGUAUAUGUACAUAUAUAUCAGUAAUAAUAAAAAAAGUUAAUAAAUAUGUAAUCGCGUAAAAAUGAAAGACUGAAAUGUUUUGUGAAGUUAAGAAAGAACAUAAGCCUAAACUUGUAAAUUUGUAAUUUUGACCAAAAACUGAAGUUCAUCUUUAAAACAACAAAAUUUAAAAUUAGCUAAAAGGAACAUAAUUUUGAGAACGUGCAAAGAAUAUUCCGCUAAAAGUGCUUGUUCCAAGGGAUUUUAGAAACGACUCUAUUUGUUUUACGAAAAGCAUAAAAUUUGCAAAAUUCCCGAAAGCGGACAAAGCAAAACAAAUAUAAACAAUGGAACAUCUUAUGUCUGCCUUUAUGCCGCCUGCCUACCUGCUGGGCCACCCAUCCACAGCGGCGCCUGGCCCCAUGCCCGUGUCAAAUGCUGCAUCGCCCGCCACCUCGCCCAUCGCCGGCGCUUUGGCAAAGCCCAAACGUUGGGGCUCCCCUCCCGUUAAUCUCGCCGCCCAGUUCAUCAACCCCGUGACAGGUAAAAAGCGCGUGCAAUGCUCCAUUUGCCUAAAGACCUUCUGCGACAAGGGAGCGCUAAAGAUACAUUUUUCCGCUGUGCAUUUGCGUGAGAUGCACAAGUGCACCGUUGAGGGUUGCAACAUGGUGUUCAGCUCACGUCGUUCACGCAACCGCCACAGUGCCAACCCCAACCCAAAGCUGCACUCACCGCACAUACGCCGCAAGAUUUCACCACACGAUGGGCGCACGGCGCAACAGUUUCCAGUGUUUUCGUUAUCACCUGCCGGCCUAUUGCCUUCAGCUGCUUUUCCGGGUCUUAUGACACCUGCGUCCGCUGCUGCUGCGGGCUACGGUGCACACCCAGCAGCUAUGUUUGGUGAAUAUACAUCGCCUGCAAACGCCCCCAGCUUGCAGCAGCAUAUGUUAGGUAGUCAGGAGCAGAUGGGAUUAAGUAGUGGCUUCAGGCAUAGCUCAACAGGUACAGGCUCCACCUCCGCGUCCGAUGCGGAGGGUGAGGAUGAAGGCUACUUACUGGACGUACAUACCACCGUCUCCAACACAAGUCACGGUGAUAGUAAUAGUUAUGUGGACGACUACUGCCGGGAGAUCGAUGCAACCGAUGAUGAUGACGAAGCGGCACUUGAUGGCGAAGUCAAAGAUGAAGAUGAGGAGCUGAUAUCUGUAUCCAUCGACGAAGAAGCGGAGCUUAAUUUUGAACAAAUGGAGGACUCCAAUGAGCCCUUGGAUUUCAGUCUACAUAAGCGACGCAACCUAGCAGCAGAGGAGCGUUUAUCCAGUCCAAUUGCGACUGCAAAAUCCACUUGUGGUGCCGCUUGUGGUAGCCCCCGGCGUACAAUUGUCUCAAAGUCGAACGGGUUUUCUGUGGAUUACUUAUUGGGAAAACGUAAGCGGAACAGCAACGAAGUGGCCGAAGAGCGGCUCUCACCGGUGGUUGUGAAAAUGGAGCCAGACGGAGAAGCCGUUACGGACUUCACACAAGGCAUUGAUUUAACACCUCAGCUGGCACGCCAACAAAUGCCAAACACAGAUCCCUCGACGCAACGUACCACCGAGGCACAACAACUGCGCCUGUUGCAAUCUCAGAUGUUUGCAGCAGCUGCAGCCGCCGCCGCAGCACAGUCUUCCGAAGCGCCAACCUCUUUGCCAGCGGCGGACUUAGCUGGUGACAUGUCUUCACUGAUGGGGCCCGCACCAGCACCCCCCAUGUGGAACCUGCUCUCAGAGGUGUAUCGAUCGAUGCUCAUGAGCGGCGGCUUCCAGCAGCAGACACAGACACAGCCUCAAUACAACGAAAUGUCAACGAGCGCGAUUUCGGUGUAGAGUUCAGUCAGAUCAGUCAUUACCGUUGUGGCCGUCCUUCCUUGUAGUCAUCGUAAACACCGUUACCUUGUUAUGUACUAUUGUAUAUAUGUAUUUUUAGUUGUAGUCUGUUCGUGCUGUUGCUGUUAGAGUCAAUCGUUAGUCCCUUUGUGGGCCGUAUUAAUAUAUUUUCAGCUUUUAACCACUAAUCUUUUUUAUUGUAAAUAUUUAUUUUGUAUUUGUGUUAGUCGUAUUUUUGUAAAUUUAUCUUAUUUUACCUGCGAAAGUAUUCAUAUUUUUUAAACGUAAUUUUAUUCAUCUGAUUGGAUGCACUUCGAGAUGCAAUAAAAUUUCGAUAGGGAUUUUCAUUCGACAACUUUGGUGUAAUAAAUUUAUUUUAAUUAUGUAAUUUUAUAUUUAAUAUUAUAAACAUUUUUCAUAAUCAAAAUAUUCUAAAGUAUACGUUGGUCUUUAACUACUCAAGCUAACUGUAAUUGAUGUACAACGUGUUAUCGGGGACUAAAUCGAGGAUAUCCGAUUUUUAAUGAAAAUAUUUUGUAACAUAUCAUACCGUUUAUUAAGUUUAAGCUGAAGCCAAUAAGUAAAUUUAGCAAAAUGAAUAAAAAAUUAGUGAAUAAAGAGAAA
This is a messenger RNA of Anastrepha obliqua, 2866 nucleotides long. RefSeq names its product protein disconnected. The record is from RefSeq and is a predicted model, not a curated record. Gene Ontology annotation, biological process: regulation of DNA-templated transcription. Lineage: Eukaryota; Metazoa; Arthropoda; Insecta; Diptera; Tephritidae. The coding region runs from base 725 to 2242 and encodes 505 amino acids. The transcript has 2 exons. Gene Ontology annotation, cellular component: nucleus.